AUGUCCUUGUUGAAGGCUACUGUUAAAUCCGUACUUUCAGGUGAUACACUGAUUCUUCGUGGCAAACAAAUUGCAAACAAACCUCCUCCCGAAAGGCAGCUGAAUUUGGCAUACAUUCAGGCCCCGAGAAUAGGAAGUCAGAAAAAAGAUGAUGAACCCUUUGCGUUCGAAGCUCGCGAAUUCAUUCGUUCCCGUAUCGUUGGCAAGGAAGUAUCAUUCCGCGUCGAUUACACCAUUCCGAGCACCAAUCGGGAAUAUGGCACCGUCUAUUUGAACAAUGAAAAUCUCGCCCAUUUGAUAGUCAAGGAAGGAUGGGCCAAGGUCAGAGAGGAGAGCAGAAAGAAUAAGGAAGAGGGUAGGGAAGAGUAUGAUAGCCUUAUUUCUUUUGAAAAAAUCGCCCAAUCGGCCGCCAAAGGCAUAUGGGAAGAUAAGGAGAAGUACUCUCGUAACGUUAACUACACCUUUCAAGAAGACGCCAAAGCAUAUUUGGACAAAUACAAGGGGCAACCGAUUGAUGGUAUUAUCGAACUGGUGCGUGACGGUUCCAGUCUCCGCGUUCUUUUCAUGCCCCCUUCUCCCGCGCCACAACAAUAUCUUAACAUAAACAUAACUGGAAUUAAAGCACCUGUUGUUCGGAAGGAUGUUCCAGAUCAAGCAGAUAUCAUCGAACCUUUUGGGGAAGAAGCAAAAUACUUUGUGGAGUCUAGAUUGCUUCAGAGAAAUGUGAAAAUUAUACUCGAGGGACUUUCCGGAAAUAACCAGGCAUUCUUUGCCUCGAUCUCUCAUCCCGCGGGUAAUAUUGCAGAAGCAUUGGUAAGCGCGGGAUUAGCCAAAGUUGCAGAUUGGAGUAUAACCAUGAUUACCGACGGUCUAGCAAAAUUACGUGCCGCUGAAAACGCUGCAAAACAAAGAAAGUUGAAGAUAUGGCAUGAUCAUGUAAUUAAGAGUAAAGUUGGUGGCGAUGAUCAUGAGUUCGAAGGAACCGUGACUCGCAUAAUCAGCGGUGAUUCCCUUUGCGUGAAGGUGAAUCGUACGGGAGCUGAAAAGAAACUACAAUUGUCAAGUAUCCGACAACCAAAACCAAAAGACCCCAAGCUUCCUGAAUACAAUUAUGAGGCAAAGGAAUUCUUGCGAAAGAAGUUAAUAGGAAAAACGGUUCGUGUCACCAUCGAUUAUCAAAAACCUGCAUCAGAAGGAUACGAGGCAAAGGAGUGUGCUACUAUUAAGCUUGGUGAAUUUAAUCCGGCAGAAGCUCUACUUGAGCGUGGGCUUGCCCAUAUUAUAAGGCAUCGACGGGAUGAUGAGGAUCGUUCAAGCUGCUACGAUCAGCUUUUAAUCGCGGAGCAAAAGGCACAAUCAAAUGCCAAAGGUAUUCACAGCAGCAAAGAGCCACCAACAUACAGAAUUGGUGAUGCCUCAGAGAAUGCUGCGAAAGCACGUCAAUUCCUUCACUCUUUGCAAAGGAUUGGUCGUAUCGGUGGGGUAGUCGAUUUUGUCAAUAACGCGACGAGGUUUAAGAUUUAUCUCCCUAAGGAGGGUCACAAGAUAACCUUUGUUCUUGGCGGAGUUCGUGGACCUCGACCUGGCAGAACACCCUCGGAAAAAUCUGAUCCAUAUGCUAUUGAGGCUCUUGAAUUUGCAAAUCGCAAACUAUUACAACGUGACGUUGAGAUUGAGGUGGAGAAUGUUGAUAAGACAGGCGGAUUCAUCGGCUCACUUUGGCUCAACAAGACAGAUAACUAUGCAGAAUUGUUAUUGAAAGAGGGAUUCGCAAAAGUUCAUUCUUAUGGCGCCGACGCAAGUAGGCUUCACGCGGCUGAGAUGGUGGCCAUGGAGGCGAAAAAAAAUCUUUGGUCUCUUCAAGAAUCUCUAGAAGACGUGAAUGUGGCACCGGCAGAGGAAGGAGAACCCCGAAAGGAAUAUAUAGAUGUCGAGGUUUCAGCAAUUACCUCAGGAGGAAAUUUCCAUGUUCAAAUUGUAAAUGAUGAAAUUAACAAUUUAGAAAAGAUGAUGUCUGAAUUUCGACUUUACCAUAAGACUGCCUCAUCCUCUGGUGCUUCAAACUUUAAAACUGAUGAAAUUGUCUGUGCGCAAUUUACUGCCGAUGAUCAAUGGUAUCGCGCAAAAAUAAAGAAAUUUACUGGUGACAAAAAGAGCGCCGAAGUAGUUUACAUUGAUUACGGAAAUUCGGAAACAAUUCCUGUUUCUCGAAUUCGCCCUAUUCCAGACAAUUUCAAGAAGCUACCAUCGCAAUCACAAGAAGCCGUGCUCUCAUUCAUAAAAGUCCCCGCACGUGAAGAAGACUAUGGCGAGGAUGCAUACGAAAGAUUCAGGAGUAUCGUUGACGACAAGAAACUUGUUGCCAAUAUUGAUUAUCGUGAACACAAUUUACUUCAUCUUACCCUCUACAAUCCUGCGCAAGCUCAAUCCCCCGAAGCUUCAAUUAACGUUGAGUUGGUUCGCGAUGGUUACGCAUUGGUCAAUAAAAAGCUAAAAUAUUAUAGACGCUAUCCUAACUUGACCAAGAAAUUCGAGGAAUCUCAGGAGCAAGCGAAAAAGGAUAGAUUGGGAAUGUUCGAGUAUGGCGACAUAACGUUAGACGAUGAUGAAGUUGAUUAUUGA
Molecule: messenger RNA, 2622 nt
Organism: Acaulospora morrowiae
Lineage: Eukaryota; Fungi; Glomeromycota; Glomeromycetes; Diversisporales; Acaulosporaceae
Source: the annotation of a GenBank genome assembly